AUGUUAUUAAAUAAUGUUGAUUUGAAAUUAAGGUUUGUAAGGUCCAGAGACGCUUUUUGUUUGCUGGGUCAGGAUGGUUUCAAAGUUAAAGUCAUCGAAGCAAAUUUAUUUGCUCGAAGGGUCAGAGUCUCUCCUAGUGUCCUUUUAAGUCACGCUCAGGAACUUGAAGAAACGAAUGCCAAGUACCCGAUAACCAGGGCUGACGUUAAAACCAACACCAUCCCUGCUGGUGUUCGAAGUGCAUCCCUGGAUAAUGUAGUCAGCGGCCAACUUCCCACUCGUAUUAUUAUGGGUAUGGUGCUAAACACAGCUUUUAACGGGGGUAUUGAAAAGAAUCCGUUUAAUUUCCAAACGUUCAAUCUUGAUUAUGCUUCCUUCCAUACCGACGGCCAACAAAUUCCAGGUGUCGUUCUAACACCAAAUUUUGACGCUCACGAAUACGUCCGAACUUUUCACUCUCUUUUCUCUGGCACUGGGAUACAUUACUCAGACUCAGGCAACGAGAUAAACAGAGAGGAAUUUAAGGCAGGAUACAGCUUGAUCGCUUUAGACUUUACCCCUGAUUUAGAGGCUCAUAUUAAAACUCAUUGGAGUUUGGUCCGCCACGGUAGUUUGAGGAUAGAACUAAGGUUCAGUGAUGCGCUAGCAGAAGCAAUAACAGUCAUAACCUAUGCGGAAUUUGAUAAUGUCAUAGAAAUAGAUAAGAGUCGCAACGUUAUUGCCGACUAUAGUGCCUAA
This is a messenger RNA of Bemisia tabaci, 738 nucleotides long. NCBI's taxonomy places the organism in Eukaryota, Metazoa, Arthropoda, Insecta, Hemiptera, Aleyrodidae. The record is from RefSeq and is a predicted model, not a curated record.